ACAUUGUAGAAGAGAUUUUGAUUUUUUUCCUAAACUUUUAGCUUUAAAAGACAAGUGUUAAUAUAAUGACUACACUUAUGUGGCCAUCAACAAACCGCCCAAACAGUUUCCUAUUUUUAGUCACUUUGACCAUCUGUUUUGGAAGUACAGAUUGGCCAAACAAAAGUACUCACAGAACAUCAAGUGCUAAAUGGCUCUAAUAUCUUUCAUAUAUGUUGAGAAACAUUUUUAAAAAUAUAACCACAAAUGUGGGGAUCUUGUGUGCUUGCUCUAGGUUUCCAUUUCUCCCCCACUGAAUAAAUUCUCUCUGGCCCCUUCAUGUAGGAGAGAUGGGGAGCUUGUUAUGCUUUGGUUCUAUACCGGCUACAGCCCUACUAGAGUGAAGAGCAACCUGGGGACUGCUCUAAACCCAGCCAGUGGGUAAAAAUCCCCCAGGGGCUGCCUGUUGUUCUUCUGUAGGAGUUGGGUAGGCUGGCUGUAUUUCUGUCGGGCAUUCUUUGCACCAGAGGAAACUUCCAACAGGGAUGUGGGCAUUCUCUAGUGGGCUGCAGAUGAGUGGAGCCGAGAAUUUGGCCUGCACUCAAACAUCACUUUGUAUCUGGUUAAAUUACGAAUAGUGCCCUAUCAAAUUCAUGGUCCAUUUUGAUCAAUUUCACAGCUGCAGGGUUUUUAAAUUGGCCAGUUUCACAUUUUCAGCUGUUUAUGCCUGAAAUUUCAGGGCGGUGUAACUGGGGCUCCCAACCCAAAAGUGGGUCUGACUUUCUCUCUCUCCUGCCCCCGCCCCUUCCCCUUAUUGCCUGAGCUGCCAGGCAAGGCAAGGAAAAGUCCUGUCCCUUCCCAGCCCAGCAGGGACUUGCAGCUAGGAGCACCCUCGCUGGGAUGCUCCCAGCAGCAGGGGGAUAUGGGACCCACCUCCACAAGGCUUCUCCAGCUGCAGGAACCUCUGGGUCUGGAGCUUCUUGCAGCAGGGGGAGGCACUCUGAGGUGAGUCUUGUCCUUCCCCUACCUGGCUGCUUUUGCACUUGGGGAAGAGAUAAGUCCUGUUCCUCCCCAGCCCAGCAGGGACUUGCAGCUAGGAGCCCCCUUGUUGGGGUGCUCCCAGCAGCAAGGGGGGAUCAAAUUUCAUGGGGAAGGGCUUAUUUCAUGGUCUGACAUGUUUUUCAUGGCUGUGACAUUGGUUGGGCCCCACUUAUGAAUUGGUGGAAAUCAGAAUGAGGCAUAGGAGAGAGGCUGAUGUGGAGGCAUGGAAGAGCAUAGCAUACUGCAGAACUGUCAUUCUUCAUUUCUACUCUCACCUGCUGGGUUCUGCUAUUCUCUCCUCACAGAAGUAGAGGAAAGCAUGGGGCUAAGACUAUCUUUGUAUUACAGAGGGGUAGAAGAUUAAGUAAAAAUGAUCAAGAUCACAAAAGUCUCAACUCCACAUCCCCAUCUUAAUUUGAAACACACUUCCUCCUUUUACUUUAAAAGUGGGUAGGUCAUGAAUCUAAGCAGAGUGAGUGUCCUCUCUUGGGAAAGAACUGCCUGUCGGAGGGGGAGUUGAUUUCCAGGUUUUGUAUAAUGAAUGAACAUUAAAUGUUACUAAAAAGCAACUAGUACUCCUUCAUUGUACAAUAUGUCAUCCACUUCAAAGAUCCAGUAUGUUUCCAAAGGCAAAUUUAAUACUGGAUUUAUCAGACUUAAUAUUUUUAUAUACUAGUAAAAUCCUCUGUAAAUUUAAAAGCAGUUACUAGGAAGGAAGCCAUAAUUUGCUCAUUGUUAGCCAAUUCUUUUAUCUUUUAUACUGAUGAACUUUUAAUACAUGACACUAAUAGCAUUUCCUCAUUACUUGGCUAAAUCAAUGUUUUCAAUGGGAGCUGAACCCUAUGCAGGACAGACUCGCUGUUGCACUUACUUCACUGCAGGGUGCAGAAUAUUGUUUUACAAGGAGACCUGGUAGCUUGUUCAGACAUCACUGACUGGGCUGGACACAAGGGUGUGAAUGAUGACUGCUCAAAGCCAUAUUCUGGUUAGCCAUUUGGACCUUAUGUGUGAUGUAUGGUGGGAUGUGACUGAGACCUUUAACACACACACAAAUCCAACUGCUCAUUGUUUGAUCACUGAGGAGGAAGGCGCUGCAAGGAGCAUAAUUAAAAAUUGGACAUUUAACCACCCCUGUAAUUCAACUAAUGGCAGCAUUUAUGGAAAUCUCUCAUUAUUCAAGAGUACGUAUUUUCUGCUCCCAAGAGUUGCCAGGGUUUCUCUAUUUGAAUACAUUUUUUGGGAGUGUUUUCUGUAGGCCAACAUGGGCUGCCGGGAUGUUCAUGCAGCGACAGUACUGGCCUUCCUCAGUGGAACAGCCUCGGUAGCAGGACUUUUUGCUGCAGUUUUACUUCCUAACUGGAGACUGAUGAGACUGCAUACAUUCAACAAAAAUGAAAAGAAUCUGACAGUUUAUACUGGACUCUGGAUUAAGUGUGCGCGCUUUGAUGGAAGCAGAGACUGUGUGAUAUAUGACACAGAGUGGUACACAGCAGUUGAUCAGCUGGAUUUACGGGUUCUCCAAUUUGCGCUCCCCUGUAGUAUGCUAACUGCUGUCUCCGCUCUGCUGCUCUGUUUGAUCGGCAUGUGUAACACGGCCUUUGUGUCAAAUGUACCAAACAUCAAACUUGCUAAAUGUCUUGUAAAUAGUCCAGGCUGCCACCUUGUGGCUGGUCUGUUGUUUCUACUUGCAUGUGCCAUUUGUCUCACACCAUCAAUCUGGGUAAUUUUUUAUAACAACUACCUGAACAAAAAAUAUGAGCCAGUUUUUACCUUUGAUAUUUCAGUGUAUAUUACCAUUGCCAGUGCAGGAGGCCUGUUUUUCACUUCAGUUCUGUUAUUUAUCUGGUAUUGUGCAUGCAAAACCUUACCGUCCCCAUUCUGGCAGCCCCUCUAUUCCCAUGCCUCGAGCAUGCACAGCUAUGCCUCCCAGCCCUAUUCUGCACGAUCUCGGCUCUCUGCCAUUGAAAUUGACAUUCCUGUUGUAACACACACUUCUUAAAGAAAACAAAACGUGUUUCAAAAGCCAAACGUUUAUUCUGGCUCAAACCUUGGAAAUUGAAGGCCUGAUUCUCUGCUGCUUUGCCCCAUGUUUAAUUAUUAACACCUGAGCAAAGUGGGUGUAAUAUAGUCCCAAAUCAGACUGUAUAAGGUUGAAGACCAUAGAGAAUUGGGUCCAUAAUAUUUUUAAGUCUUGCUUUUUAAUGUAUUUCUGACCAAUCUGUUCUUUGAAUUUACUCCUGGAAAAUAUUGACUGCUGCUAAUGCUGUAAUGACAUGCUAUUGAUCAAAAAUAAUUUUUACAGAGACCUUCUUGCAUAUCCACUCCUCCUCCUGCUUAUUCAGACCAAAGGUGUUUUGAACUUCUUUACUGAUUUGAUGAGCUAUUCCUAUGUCCUGAUCCUGCAAUAAGAACCAUAUAGGUAGACCCAUUCCACCAUGCAUUCCCCUAUUAAAGACAAUGGGGCUUUUUGUGGGGUGCAGUUCCCAUUACAGGAUGGCACACUCUGAAGAAUAUGAUGCACUAGUUGAAGCAGGAAGAUGAGUUGGAAAUAGGCUACAAAGCUUUGCAUGUAUUUUGGGAUGUGAUCUCUUAGAAGUUCAAACUAAUUAAGUCUUGUUACAAUGUUCUUUGUUUUCCACUGUGCAUAAACAAAACCCAUCUGCUUAUGAACUUCAAAUGCAGCAUUAGUGUCAAAUUGCCCUUUAAUCUCAAAGUAAAAAUCAGAGAUUUAAUAACAAAAACCGUCCAACUAAUAGUUCUCAGUCCUAUUGCAAUGGCCUAGGCUAAAUCUCAGAGGUUGGGAUUUUUUCCCUGAUCAUCUUCAGUGCAUUUUCAUUCCAUUCAGUGGAUUUUGAUAAAUUAUGAAUCUCAUCAGAUUUUUCCAUUUUAUGAUUUAUUUAAAAAUACCACUUGUAAUUUAAACAUUUUGGUUUAAAACUUGAAUAUUGUAUUUUAAGGGGCGUUGUCAUCAAGUAGAACAAGCCUAAAGUGAAAACUGCUUUAGCAUUAUUCUGUUCUGGAGUGAAUUGUCCUCCAGAUUUCAAAUGUAUUGCAUAAGCCUUGAACAAUUUUACAGAAUAUUAAACACUGUUUGCUGUAUUAUAAACAGGCUGUCAACAUGCCUCUCUGGGAAGCAGAUUGUAACCACAUGGAGAAAGAGUCAUCAUUCUGGAUGUCUUAUGUAUAUAUUAAUGAAAACAAACUUGUGUAUUUUCAAAGAUGAUGUUAAUGGGAAUUUUUUUUAAGAAGUGGUUGUUGGGCUUUUCAGGCUGUAUCUUAUUUAUUUACAGAUAAGGAUUUCUCCUUUCCAGCCCUUGACUUCAAAAUCUCUCCCCUAUUUAAUUGUUUUUUAGACCCAGGUUGGUUUCUAGCUCCCUUUGAAGAGAAGUUUCCAUCCCCCUAAAAUGAAGUCCCUAGUCAUCUGUAAGCUUCAUAAGUAGAUAUAUAAGCUAAGAUUUUUCAAAGUUUAAGUGAUUAUAAGUCCGUAAUUUGAGACACAUUAAAGGACCCUGAUAUUUCAUAAAGUGCUAGCACACACCCUCUGAAAAAUCAAAGCUUCUCAGGUUGCACACUGAAAAUUUCUAGUCACAUCUGAAAAUCCUAGCCUUACACUGAAGUGUAAUAUUCUCAGUACAGAUAUUUCUGACUCACUGUGUUUCUGAUCGGUUCAAAUCCUUUCAUGUUUGAAAUGUGGUUCCAGUCUGAAAAGUGGCUGUGUUUGCGGCACUGUGGAGUUUAUUGUGUUUUUGUGUCUCAUUAACUCCAUAGCAAAUUUGUUCCGUUCGCAGUUUAAAAAUGAAAAAAAUAUUAUUUCUAAUUCCUUGCCCUGUAAACACAAGCUGGGAUCUGUGAGAGUCAAGCUGGGAUCUUUCCUUCUCCAUGUAUUAGCACUAGUAAUAAAUAUUCCACAGGGCAAAUGAUGCCCUCCCAAGAUCUUUAUUUCUGUUGUUAGUGUGUUUAGACGCAAGACUAAGUUUGCAGAGCAGGGAGUUAGAAAAUAUAUGGUCUUACAUUCAACCAGAGCACGUUUUAUAUGGCAUCAUAAAACACAUGAACUCUAUGGGCCAUUCCUUCACAGUUAUUUUUAGAGUGGAACUAUGCUUUAUGGUCAUUUUCAUUGUCCUGGUACAGAUAAUUGUAAUAUUUGUUUCUACUAUGCAUGCUGCUACCUGCUUAGUCUGGGUCACUAAAGCAAAGGAAACACUGGAUGGAGGUCCAUCCCCAGGCCUUAUUCUGAAUGAUCUGAGGUUGCCAGUAAACAUUCCUCAGCCAUGGCCAGUGUCUCGUCUGCUUCUAGAGCCUGAACCUGCAAGGUGCCGAACGCUCUGGAGCGAUGCUCAGUGCCUGCAACUCCCAUUGACUUGACAAGGAAAUGAGGGUGCCCAGCUUGUCUACAUGCUCAGCACCUUAUAAGACUCUGGGCUCUUCUUCUGUAAAGAGGAUUUUCAAUUGAAAGCAAAUGCAUCUGGUGUUGUGUUCCAUAUAGGUAUAUUUUUUAAUUGGUGGAUUUUCUGGUUUUUUGGCAGCUGUUUUGCUUUUUGACUUUGAUUUUUCUGCCCUAAAGGUCCUAUUAGCAUAAAUUGAUAAAACCUUGCUCUGAAAAUUGUACCUCUCUCAAACUCUGAGAUGGGCCUUAGCUCUGAUGUUUGUGAAUCUCAAAGUUUCUGGGUUUCAAUUCAGGCCAUCUCUGUUAAAGAUAUUAUAUUUCAUCAUAUAUAGUUCAUAAACGCACUGCACGGUUAUAUCUACUAAGGAGUGUUAAUGUGAGUUGCAAAAUAUGUCCCAAGUGAAAAUGAUUUUGACUGCUGUGCUGUAUCUCUCUUUGUUUAUGAAAAUCUUGUCUUUUUCCAAGUAGAAUUCCAGUCUGACUUUGAGUAAUGUUUAAUUAUGGUGGGGGUUCUUUUUAUGUAAAACAGAAAAUAUGUAUUUGUAAUAAAAUGUGUUUACAUACA
Dermochelys coriacea (leatherback sea turtle) is the source of this 5972-nucleotide messenger RNA. It is a transcript of the gene CLDN12, whose product is annotated as claudin 12. The record is from RefSeq and is a predicted model, not a curated record. Lineage: Eukaryota; Metazoa; Chordata; Testudines; Dermochelyidae. Gene Ontology annotation, cellular component: plasma membrane.